UGGCCGUCUCCGUGCAAGAGCACCCGCUCCCCAUGUAGAUAUAAAGGGCUCAUUCUAAGGAAAAGAAAAGACAAUUCAUAUUUUCAGCUGACAAAAUGGCGAUGACAGAUCUGUUGAAAGCUGAGGAGAUCAAGAAAGCUCUUGAUGCCUUUGCAGCAGAAACAUUCGACCCUAAAAAGUUCUUUGAAAUGGUGGGAAUGAAGGCCAUGUCUGCCGAAAACGUCAAGAAGGUCUUCCAGGUUCUGGAUGUGGAUGGUAGUGGAUUCAUAGAAGAGGGCGAGCUCAAGUUCGUACUGAAGGGCUUUUCCCAGGAGGGCAGAGAUCUGACUGACGCCGAGACAUCAGCAUUCCUUAAAGCUGCAGACAAAGAUGGAGACGGAAAGAUCGGCAUUGACGAGUUUGAGGGCUUGGUGCAUGAAUAGAGGACAGAUGAACAUCCUUGUCCUCCUCCUCCUCCUCUUCCUCCCUGCAUUCAUAUUUUGU
Messenger RNA from Thunnus maccoyii (southern bluefin tuna), 483 nucleotides. Its product is annotated as parvalbumin-7-like. Lineage: Eukaryota; Metazoa; Chordata; Actinopteri; Scombriformes; Scombridae. The transcript has 5 exons. The coding region runs from base 96 to 422 and encodes 108 amino acids. Gene Ontology annotation, cellular component: nucleus; cytoplasm. The record is from RefSeq and is a predicted model, not a curated record. Gene Ontology annotation, molecular function: calcium ion binding.